Messenger RNA from Impatiens glandulifera, 1495 nucleotides. RefSeq names its product glycosyltransferase BC10. Gene Ontology annotation, cellular component: membrane. Bases 133 to 1395 code for a protein of 420 amino acids. Gene Ontology annotation, molecular function: glycosyltransferase activity. The record is from RefSeq and is a predicted model, not a curated record. NCBI's taxonomy places the organism in Eukaryota, Viridiplantae, Streptophyta, Magnoliopsida, Ericales, Balsaminaceae. The transcript has 2 exons.
AUAAAAGAAUUAUUCUUUAUCAAUUCCCAUUUCCCAUAUUAUAUAAAACCAUACAUUCUUCCAUUUCAUUCCAUUCCAUUCCAUUUCAUUUCAUUUCAAUCUUCCUUUCCUUAAUCAACUUGUUGUUUGAAGAUGAAAACAAGUUCUCAUUUCCUCCAACCAUCAAGUCUCAUUUCAAUGCUCCUCAUCUUUGCCUUUGGCUUAACCAUUGGCAUCAUAUUCAGCUCCUACAUCAACAAUAACUUCUCUCUAAAUCUCCAUGUCACUCACUUUUCAUUCUCAUCAUCUCCAUCUUCAUCAUCACCAUCUUCAUCAUCACCAUCUUCACCUUCAUCACCACCAUCUUCAUUAUCACCACCAUCUUCAUCAUCAUCAGAAGCAGCAGCAGGAGCAGCAGAAGCAAAAACAGCUUCGAUUGAUGCUAAUCCAUGUUCAAAUUCAAAAACUAAUGAUACCCAUUUGGGAUUAAGGAAAUUUCUGGAGCCUCCAAGCCUUAAUCAUGAUAUGAAUGAUGAAGAAUUGAUAUGGAGAGCUUCAUUGACUCCAAAACUAAAGGAUUCCCCCUUCAAAACUGAUCCCAAAGUUGCUUUCUUGUUCUUAGCUAGAGGACCUGUUUGGAUGUCACUUCUAUGGGAGAAGUUUUUCAAAGGGUAUGAUGGUUUAUACUCUGUUUAUGUUCAUUCGGAUCCAUCUUACAAUCAAACAGAUCCUGAAAGUGAUAUUUUCCAUGGUAGGAGAAUCCCCAGUAAGGUUGUCGGGUGGGGAAAUGUAAACAUGGUCGAGGCCGAACGUCGGUUGUUAGCCAAUGCCCUUUUAGAUUUCUCGAACGAACGAUUUGUUCUCCUCUCGGAAUCAUGCAUCCCUCUAUUCAACUUUUCAACAGUUUAUUCCUACCUAAUGAACUCGACACAAAACUUUAUAGAGGCCUAUGACUUGCCCGGACCAGUUGGCCAAGGUCGAUAUAGCCCCAAAAUGGCACCUACCAUCACGAUUCAAUUAUGGAGAAAAGGUUCUCAAUGGUUCCAAAUAGACCGUUCAAUGGCGAUUGAGGUCAUAUCCGAUCAAGAAUUCUUUCCAAUGUUCCAAAACCAUUGCGAUGGUUCAUGUUACGCGGACGAGCAUUAUUUGCCUACUUUGGUGAGUGCGAAGUUUUGGGAAAAGAAUUCAAAUAGGACAUUGACUUGGGUUGAUUGGGCUCGAGGUGGACCUCAUCCGACGCGAUUCAUAAGAAAUGAUGUGACUAAUGAACUUUUGAUGAAAUUGAGGAACCAAACAAGAUGCAAUUACAAUGGAAAGGACAAUAAUAUUUGUUUCUUGUUUGCUAGGAAGUUCAUGCCUAAUACUUUGGAUAGGUUAUUGAGGUUUACCCCCAAGAUCAUGGGCUUCAACAGAUAGGAAACCAACUUUGAGGAAUUUUUUUGUUUAUUUUUUAUAUGGAGUAUUUUUAAACAUAUAUACUCUUCAUUUAUAAUAAGAUAUUAUAUUUUUUAAUUCA